Molecule: messenger RNA, 1201 nt
Organism: Schistosoma curassoni
Lineage: Eukaryota; Metazoa; Platyhelminthes; Trematoda; Strigeidida; Schistosomatidae
Source: the annotation of a GenBank genome assembly
UGAUACUCACUGCCGCGUUAGUAGUUGGUAAUUUGCCUAGUUUUUUUGUGGUUUGUGUUUUUAUGUUUUUGUCAAUGACAUCAGCUGAGACGAACUUAAAUUCGGCGAACACCAGGUCACGAUUGUAUUCUAGCCUAUGAUUUCAACGGGACGUCAUCAAGAGUAUAACUUCACAUAAAACUUCUAUAAUGAGAUGGUUUUCUAAAAGUUCUGGUUCACAACGCGCUUUAGUAGAGAAUAAGCUGAAAGUAAAGAAAAAACCAUUACUAUGGUCGCUAUUAUGCGCAACGAAACGGUCAAGUUUAACUUUUAAGCGUCCCUUUCGAGAAAAUAUAGAUACUCAAAAGUCAAGGUGGGUUCAGCAACAUCGAAAGUCAAGAAUAUCUAAUAACUUUGACACUAAUCUCUGUUCGUCUCUAUCAAGUGAAUCGGGAAAUUAUAUAAAAACAUUUAAACGGGAUGAUCCAAUCGCUCCGACUUUAAAACAAUGUUCUAAUGAAUUACCUAUAGCUUAUUGUCCAAAUUGUCACACAAAUGUAGUUCCAGUAUAUCAAAAGGUUAUUUAUUCAAAUCAUACGAUUAUGGAUAAUAAGGUUUCAGAAAGUGAAAUGGUUGAAAUAUCUAACGAAUAUACUGUCUACGAAUCUGUUUAUAAAAAUAGUUUACUUUCUAUUGAUACUAAUAUGGAUUGUGAGUUAACUGAGCGCAAAGAACUUCAACCAGUUGACAAGGUACAAUUACCUUUGUAUUUCCUGCCAAUAGAACCGUUAGCCUUCAGUACUAUCGAUCGUAAAGCUAUUGCCUUCGAUGACUGUAAAACAGUGUACGACGAAGUUGCUUCCGAAAAUGAGGAAGACUCAUCUUCAGGGCACUAUGAUUCAUUACACUUUGUAAUGAUAAAACAAAACACCCGACCUUAUCGUAAGCGUAGCGCUUAUCCUGAAUCAGAUUCAUAUCAACAAAUGAAACGGAUGAGACGAGAGGUGUUCGUUUGUGAAGAAUAAAUGUAAUCUUGUCAAAGUAAAAUUACAUAUUUUAUAAUAAUUGGUGGCAGCAUUUAUGUUUAAAAACACCUUCGGCAUUUUCUAACUUUCCUCGUCAAAAAUCACUAAGUUUUUGUUAUUUCGGUGUUUGUUAUUAUCAUUUUUAUAUAAUUGGCAUUGUUUUCUAAGUAUUAAUAACAUUCCGAUUUUAUAUACUA